This is a messenger RNA of Nerophis lumbriciformis (worm pipefish), 3564 nucleotides long. The record is from RefSeq and is a predicted model, not a curated record. NCBI's taxonomy places the organism in Eukaryota, Metazoa, Chordata, Actinopteri, Syngnathiformes, Syngnathidae.
AUGGCCAACAACACGACGGAGCACCCUCCGGGGAACUCGGUCGCCGACGGCAACCAAGACGGCGACUUCGGGGUGACGGUCGGCGACCUGCGGGGACUCAUGGAGCUGCGCAGCGGCGAAGCCGUCAAUAAGAUACGGGACGAUUACGUGGACGUGCAGGGCAUCUGCAGACGACUCAAAACCUCGCCCAUCGAAGGUCUUUCGGGCAACCCGGUGGACCUGGAGAAGCGACACGCGGCCUUCGGUCAGAACUUCAUCCCGCCUAAGAAACCCAAAACCUUCCUGCAACUGGUGUGGGAAGCGCUGCAAGACGUCACGCUGAUCAUCCUGGAGAUCGCCGCCAUCAUCUCGCUGGGCUUGUCCUUCUACCACCUGGAAGGCGGAGAUAGCGAAGCGUGCGGCCAAGCGUCGGGCGGCGUGGAGGACGAGGGCGAGGCUCAGGCGGGCUGGAUCGAGGGCGCCGCCAUCUUGUUCUCCGUCAUCAUCGUGGUGCUGGUGACGGCUUUCAACGACUGGUCCAAAGAGAAGCAGUUCCGAGGCCUCCAGAGUCGCAUCGAGCAGGAGCAGAAGUUCACCGUCAUCCGCAAGGGCCAGGUCAUCCAGAUCCCCGUGGCCGAGAUGGUGGUGGGCGACAUCGCGCAGAUCAAAUACGGGGAUCUGCUGCCCGCCGAUGGCAUUCUCAUCCAAGGCAACGACCUCAAGAUCGACGAGAGCUCCCUGACCGGAGAGUCCGAUCAGGUCCGAAAGUCCUUGGAGAAAGAUCCCAUGUUACUCUCGGGGACGCACGUGAUGGAGGGCUCGGGCCGCAUGGUGGUGUCCGCCGUGGGCCUCAACUCCCAGACGGGAAUCAUCUUCACGCUGCUCGGCGCCAGCGAGAACGACGAGGAGAAGAAGGCCAAAAAAAGUAAAAAACAAGGACCCCCCGAAAAUCGCAACAAAGCCAAGACCCAGGACGGCGUGGCCUUGGAGAUCCAGCCGCUGAAAAGCGAAGAGGCGGCCGAGUCGGAGGAGAAGGAGGAGGUCAAGCCCGUCAAGAAGGUCAUCGUGCCCAAGAAGGAGAAGUCGGUGCUGCAGGGGAAGUUAACCCGCCUCGCCGUGCAGAUCGGCAAGGCCGGCCUGAUCAUGUCGGCGGUGACGGUGAUCAUCCUCAUCUUGUACUUCGUGAUCGACACGUUCGGCAUCCAGGGCCGCACGUGGACCUCCGAGUGCACGCCCAUCUACAUCCAGUACUUUGUCAAGUUCUUCAUCAUCGGCGUCACCGUCCUGGUGGUGGCCGUCCCCGAGGGGCUGCCGCUCGCCGUCACCAUCUCGCUGGCCUACUCCGUCAAGAAAAUGAUGAAGGACAACAACCUGGUGCGCCACCUGGACGCCUGCGAGACCAUGGGCAAUGCCACGGCCAUUUGCUCGGACAAGACGGGCACCCUCACUAUGAACCGCAUGACGGUGGUCCAGGCCUACGUGGGCGACACGCAUUACAAGACCGUACCCGAACCCAGCGCCAUCAAACCUGACACGCUGGAGGUCCUGGUGAACAGCAUCUCCAUCAACUCGGCCUACACCACCAAGAUCCUGCCUCCGGAGAAGGAGGGCGGCCUCCCGCGCCAUGUGGGCAACAAAACCGAGUGCGCCCUUCUGGGUUUGGUUCUGGACCUCAAGCGGGACUACCAGCCCAUCCGGGAGGAAGUCCCCGAGGAGAGGAUGUACAAAGUCUACACCUUCAACUCCUCCCGCAAAUCCAUGAGCACCGUCCUCAAAAUGGCCGAGGGCGGAUUCCGCAUGUACAGCAAGGGGGCGUCGGAGAUCAUUCUCAGAAAGUGCUCACGUAUCCUGGACGCCGACGGUCUGCUGCGAGUCUUCAAACCCAAAGAUCGCGACGAGAUGGUGCGCAAGGUGAUCGAACCCAUGGCCUGCGACGGCCUUCGUACCAUCUGCUUGGCCUUCCGCGACUUUCCCGCCGACGUCGGCGAACCCAACUGGGACGUCGAGAACGAGAUCGUCAACGACCUCACCUGCAUCGCCGUGGUUGGAAUUGAAGACCCUGUCCGGCCCGAGGUACCUGAAGCCAUCGCCAAGUGCCAGCGCGCGGGAAUCACCGUUCGCAUGGUGACGGGGGACAACAUCAACACGGCGCGCGCUAUCGCUACCAAAUGCGGAAUUCUGCUGCCCAAUGAGGACUUCCUGGCUCUGGAAGGUAAAGAGUUCAACCAGCAGAUCCGUAACGACAAGGGCGAGGUAGAACAAGAGCGUCUGGACAAAGUUUGGCCCAAACUGCGAGUUUUGGCUCGUUCGUCGCCGACGGAUAAACACACGCUUGUCAAAGGCAUCAUUGACAGCACGGUGGGCGAGACCCGGCAGGUGGUGGCGGUGACGGGAGACGGAACCAAUGAUGGGCCCGCGCUUAAGAAAGCAGAUGUCGGAUUCGCUAUGGGCAUCGCCGGUACGGACGUGGCAAAGGAAGCGUCGGACAUCAUCUUGACGGACGACAACUUCACCAGUAUCGUGAAAGCCGUCAUGUGGGGAAGGAACGUCUACGACAGCAUCUCCAAGUUUUUGCAAUUCCAGCUCACCGUCAACGUGGUGGCCGUCAUCGUGGCCUUCACCGGCGCCUGCAUCACGCAGGAUUCUCCAUUGAAGGCGGUGCAGAUGCUGUGGGUGAACCUGAUCAUGGACACGUUAGCGUCUUUGGCGCUAGCCACCGAGCCGCCCACCGAAUCGCUGCUCCUUCGCAAACCCUACGGACGCAACAAGCCGCUCAUCUCGCGCACCAUGAUGAAGAACAUCCUGGGACACGCCAUCUACCAGCUGGUCAUCAUCUUCACGCUGCUCUUCGCAGGCGAGAAGAUCUUCGACAUGGAUAGCGGUCGCAACGCACCACUGCACUCGCCUCCGUCCGAGCACUACACCAUCGUCUUUAACGUCUUCGUCAUGAUGCAGCUGUUUAACGAGAUUAACGCUCGCAAGAUUCACGGCGAACGCAACGUCUUCGAAGGGAUCUACCGCAACCCCAUUUUUUGCAGUGUCGUCCUCGGAACCUUCGCCUUGCAGAUCAUCAUCGUCCAGUUUGGCGGCAAGCCCUUCUCCUGCACGGCGCUGACCAUCGACCAAUGGCUGUGGUGCGUCUUCAUCGGCGUGGGCGAGCUGCUGUGGGGGCAGCUGAUCUCGUCGGUGCCCACGCACCACUUGAAGUUCCUGAAGGAGGCGGGUCACGGCACCACCAAGGAGGAGCUCCACGAGGAAGAGCUGCCGGAGGACGCCGACGAGAUCGACCACGCCGAGAUGGAGCUCAGGCGAGGACAGAUCCUCUGGUUCCGUGGCCUCAAUCGCAUCCAGACGCAGAUUAAAGUGGUGAACGCGUUCCGGAGCUCGUUGUACGAAGGUCUUCAGAGUCCGGAGUCGCGCAGCUCCAUUCACAGCUUCAUGGCCCAUCCCGAGUUUGUCCCGCUCUCCGAGGAGGAAGCUCGAAUCCCGACCAUCGAGGAGUCGGGAGACGAGAUCCAGACGCUCCCGGGAACUUCCUCGCCCUCGUCCAACCCACUAGGAGACGCGGCCGCGUCUCACGCUUAA